AUGGCGUCCAGAGAUGCAAGUAAAAUAAACCUUAUUCAUAUCAAGCAAUAGGCCUGUCCAUCCCAGAUUUGUUGGGGCUCCUAAGUUCUCAAAACAGGGGUUUGUGAAACUCGACUCGUAGACAUUCAGAAUUUUAGAGCCAAGAUUUGGUUAGUAGAUUCCAUCAAUAUUCCCAAGCUUCCAAAUUCGCUGAAUCUUUUUGUGCCACAAUUGCUUUGCUCAUUAAUAGAUGGUAUAUCGAUGUGAGAUAGAGUUGCUUCAAGUAUGUUUAUGUUGUGCACAGUUGUUUUAGUUAUCUAAGCAUCUCUAAAUUUGAUUUAAUGUAUUUUAUAUCAACUGGCAAGUAAUACAUAAGUUUUCAACGAUUUCCAAAGAUUUCCAAAGACUUCAGCUUCUUAAAUGCAAAAAUGCAAAAAUACAAAGCUCCUAAAGAACAGAGACUACCUGAGAGACAAACUAUAUAUGGAUCCUGAAGUCUGACCCAAACAGAUGGUGACUUCCCCCGACUCUUUACAGGCUCAAAAUUGAUAUGGAGAAUACCAAAAGCCAAUUGAAUGGGCUUUUCAGAGAUUCAACUCAACAAAGUUUCAGAAACAAUUCGUUCACUGAAGUGUUCAAGAUCUUUCAAAAUCGAUUAUGAAAAAGACCCAGACUAAACCUCCGAUUACUAAUCAGAAAGUAGAGACUCUAGAGACUAUAGAAUUGAUCCAAGGAGUUCAAGAGUGAAUUCUAGUUCAAUCAUCAGUGCAAGACAAUUCUCUCGAAAUCAAUAAAACUGCAUCAAAACUUGUAAAUAUGUUGCAGAGAACUCUGAUGCCUCCCCCAGAUCCCAAAGUUAGCCCUUUAAAUUGUAAAAGAAGUAUUGGAGACCAAUCGGAGCUUCAAAAGGAACUAACUAAACCUGAGAAUUUUGUAGAAAAAGACACACAACUGAAGUCAAAGCUUCAAAUUGAAGAAGACAAGCAAGCUCAGCCUGACAAUGACUUCGGAGUUGAAGAAGCUGAUGAGAAAGCCCAGUUCGAUUUUCCUCUUUCACCUAAAAGCAAAAGGAGAAUGAUUAGAUGGGGCAAAUGCCAAGAUAAGAAACUCUUUGCAGCUAUUAGAUCUCUUGAGAAGCAAGGGGUUCUCCAGCUUGAAAGCCUCCUCGCAAUGAAUGCUGAAACUGAAACCGACAGUAACCAAGGAGUGGCAGCUUUGGCUGAGAAGAUCCAGUGGAAAUGCAAAUUUAAAAAUUUGGUCUACAGAGUCAAGAAAUUAAGUAACAAGAAGUUCUCCUUUAGAGAAGUCAAGGCUUUAAAGAGAAUCAUCAAGAAAGAGUACCAAGACAAGCCAAUUGAUUAUGAUAAAGUUUUGUAUCACUUCCCAGGCAAGAGCAUGGAUAAAAUGGUGAUUACCUGUAGUCACAUCAAGGAUUGUAUCAAGAACAGAUCAUUGUCUCACUUUGAGAGCGAGUAUUAGAUUCUUAUCCAAAUAUUUUACUCAA
This is a messenger RNA of Moneuplotes crassus, 1483 nucleotides long. The record is from the annotation of a GenBank genome assembly. NCBI's taxonomy places the organism in Eukaryota, Ciliophora, Spirotrichea, Euplotida, Euplotidae.